Messenger RNA from Drosophila mojavensis, 2106 nucleotides. It is a transcript of the gene Gdi, whose product is annotated as rab GDP dissociation inhibitor alpha. NCBI's taxonomy places the organism in Eukaryota, Metazoa, Arthropoda, Insecta, Diptera, Drosophilidae. The record is from RefSeq and is a predicted model, not a curated record. The transcript has 3 exons. Bases 376 to 1707 code for a protein of 443 amino acids. Gene Ontology annotation, cellular component: cytoplasm. Gene Ontology annotation, molecular function: Rab GDP-dissociation inhibitor activity. Gene Ontology annotation, biological process: vesicle-mediated transport; small GTPase-mediated signal transduction; protein transport.
AAAAAGUUAGCGUUAUUUUUUGGAAUUUGUAUUGUUUUUGUUUUGAAUAGAUAGCAAAAUGCGUUGUUUUCAGUAACGCGCCAAUAGUAGGAUGAACGUUAAAGCCGAAAGCUUAUUCAAAACGCUUAACAAAUCAGCGAGUUACACAUUCUGUUAAGUAGACAGCUGUUCCAUGCAGUAAGACCAUCAGCAAGAAAUACUGAAAUCCGUCGAUGAUAAAUGAAGUUGUUGGCAUUUUCUAGCGAGUAGAGAAAAUCCGUAUUGAACGAAAAGUGUAAAAACGUCGACAACGUCGCAAAGUGAAAACCUUUCCAUUUUAAGAAAAGUUGCUACUGCUGGUUACUAAUUAAAAGAAAAAAAAAAAAAAACCCUAACAUGAAUGAGGAAUACGAUGCGAUAGUUCUGGGCACUGGCCUCAAGGAGUGCAUAUUGAGCGGCAUGCUCUCUGUUUCUGGCAAGAAAGUGCUGCAUAUUGAUCGAAACAAAUACUAUGGCGGCGAGUCGGCCUCCAUUACGCCGCUGGAGGAGCUCUUCCAGCGGUACGGUCUGGAGCCGCCUGGUGAGAAAUUUGGGCGUGGUCGCGACUGGAACGUGGACUUGAUACCCAAGUUUCUAAUGGCCAAUGGCCAACUGGUGAAGCUACUGAUACACACGGGCGUCACCCGUUAUCUGGAAUUCAAGUCGAUUGAGGGCAGUUACGUUUACAAGGGUGGAAAAAUUGCCAAAGUGCCGGUGGAUCAAAAGGAGGCGCUGGCAUCCGAUCUCAUGGGUAUGUUCGAGAAGCGCCGCUUCCGCAAUUUCCUGAUCUACGUGCAGGACUUCAGAGAGGAUGACCCAAAGACCUGGAAGGACUUCGAUCCCACCAAGUCCAACAUGCAGGGAUUGUACGACAAGUUCGGUCUGGACAAGAACACGCAGGACUUUACGGGCCAUGCCCUGGCACUGUUCCGUGACGAUGAGUAUUUGAAUGAGCCGGCUGUUAAUACCAUACGACGAAUUAAACUGUAUUCGGAUUCGCUGGCGAGAUAUGGCAAGUCGCCCUAUCUAUAUCCGAUGUACGGCUUGGGUGAGCUGCCACAGGGCUUUGCCCGUCUCUCGGCUAUCUAUGGCGGCACCUACAUGCUGGACAAGCCCAUUGACGAGAUUGUGCUGGGCGAGGGUGGCAAGGUGGUGGGCGUGCGAUCGGGUGAAGAGAUCGCCAAAUGCAAGCAGGUGUACUGCGAUCCCAGCUAUGUGCCCGAAAAGGUGCGCAAGCGUGGCAAGGUCAUCCGUUGCAUUUGCAUCUUGGACCAUCCGGUGGCAAGCACUAAGGAUGCCCUCUCCACUCAAAUUAUCAUUCCACAAAAGCAAGUCGGUCGCAAAUCGGACAUUUACGUAUCGCUGGUCAGCUCCACUCAUCAGGUGGCCGCCAAGGGCUGGUUUGUGGGCAUGGUCUCCACCACAGUGGAGACUGAGAAUCCGGAGGCGGAAAUCAAGCCCGGCCUCGAUCUGUUGGAGCCGAUUGCACAAAAGUUUGUCACCAUUUCGGAUUACUUGGAGCCGGUGGACGAUGGGCUCGACUCACAGAUCUUUAUCUCUGAAUCGUAUGAUGCCACCACGCAUUUCGAGACCACUUGCCUGGAUGUUCUAAACAUCUUUAAGCGCGGCACUGGCGAGACGUUUGACUUCUCCAAAAUUAAACACGAGCUCGGCGAUGAAGAACAGUAAAUGGCAACGGUUCGGUUCUUUGGUGGAUGGAUGGACGAAUGGGUGGAAGGGCGUUUCAGGCAAACACAAGGGUCACGCUGUCAAGACCAUCUUUCAGCUCGAGUAACUCCAAACAGCAUCUCUAAAACAUCUGCGCCGCUCUGCGGCAAUGACCCGACAAUUGAAUUAAAAACAAAACAAACAACAAUAAAAACAAAAGCGAUAUAAAUACCCAAAACAAAAACAAAUUUCAAAACAAUUCGAAGAAUUCAAAAACACAAAAAAACAAAAUAACUGCGAAAACAAAUUGUAUUAAAAUCGCAUAAUGUUUUUUCAUCAGAUCAUAGGCGCAUAAUAUUUUUGUGUGUAUCGAAAUUUUAGACAUGUAAUAAAAAACAAGAAAAAGCUUGCUUAUCGCAA